AGCUUCUACUUAGUGCACUUGACCGCGGUGCCAUGUGGCGCAGUCUUUGUGCUGUGUUGGUGGCCUUGCUAGCGUGCCUUUUUGGCUUGUUGACUUUCCUGGUGGAUCCGUGGAUCACUGAUCCACCUAGACAUCAUCAGGUAGAUGUCAGGACUGCGACAGACUAUGCAGUCACAGCAGAUCAGACCGGAAAGUUGCCUGUUUUGCUGCUGAUGACCGAAGCAGUGAACGCUGCCAUGGUGACGCAUGCUCUGCUCGUGGCCGACGCUGCAAGGCCUUUUUUCCAGGUCCACCUUGCCUCGUUUGGAGGAGCUUAUGCCAAGCUUUUGGAAGAGUCCGGGUUUGCGUACCAUGUCUUGAGUCCCGUGUGGACAGAAGAGCAAACGGCCGCAAUUUACGCUGUGGAUCAAUUCGAGUCCUUCUCCAGCCCUUACACCAAAGAGGUUCUUCAAGAACAGAUCUCAUCCUCGCUGCAGCUCUACUCAAAGAUUGCUCCCAGUGCAGUGGUGGCGUUCUUUGUCCUUUCAGCCAGCAUUUCAGCUCGCAUUGCGCGGCUGCCACUCUUCGUUGACAUGAGCAUGACAAGAGAAACUUCCACAGAUCCCCGAGCCAUUGCAGUCUCCAUGCCUGACAGCGGAGUCGUCGCCAAGUUGGGGCUCAGAACUCCUCUGUCGCACAUGGCGUCGUGGCUCAUGAAACGACUCAAUUUCAUCACGCCGGCAUUUGAAGCUGUGGCAAGGGAGUGGAACAUCACUGGCAUCCACCUGGUCUGGGAUCUGAUGGAGGGUGACUACACAGUGAUUUCAGAUAUCCCCUCUUGGGCUGGUGUGGAUGCUGCAGCCUUGCCACCACAGGUCACAUACGUAGGGCCUUUGUAUGGGAAGCUCAAGAAGGACAUUCCCAAGGAGGUCUUGCAACUCCGUGAGCGUGCAACAUCUGAGAAACAGCCCUUGGUGUGGUUCGCCAUGGGUUCCUCCGGGCAACCACCACUGGUACUGGCGACUUUAAGGGAAUUGUUGAAGCAGCAACCAAAGUGGUUCAUCGUCGCGCCGGUGCACGCGCUGCUGGCAAAACUGAAGAUCAAUGCCAGUGAUGCUUCAGCCAAGGCUGAAGCAGGUCUGGAUUCGCCACAGCUCUACAUUCCUCCAGAACUGCUUCCAUCCCAAAAAGUGGAGCCCCUGUGCGAUCUGGCACUCACGCAUGGUGGACAAGGAACAGUUCACACCAGCAUGUGUUCUGGAGUUCCGUUCGUGGGUGUUGGUAUGAUGCCAGAGCAAGACCUCAACAUCCGUCUUGCUGUCAACAAGGGUCGCAGAGCUGCACGUGGUACCCAUUUUAUUGCAGAUAUUGCCCCAUUUUUUUGCACCUUAUUGCUGCCCCACACUUGUGGAAAACCUCUCGCUUGGGGGAUCUUGGGGGCUCUUGCUUUUGGGGCAGCACGGUUUCUGCUUUGGCUGAAGCACAUAUGUUGAUGCAUUCUUUGGAGAAAAGACUGUUGGAUCAUACUGCGUUGGAAUGCCGGAACCAGCGGCUGUCAUCACCGAGUAUGCCCAGGUGUUUGCAUCAAAUCUGCUGAGGUAUGGCCAUCCAGGCUAUGAAGUUUGAUCCUCCAUCGCAGAUUGCUGGCUUGAUGCACGAUCUUGCUCACUCACCGGAGAUGCGCAUCGCAGCUUCCAAAAUCAGAGAGGAAUGCCAGGAGUAUACAGGGGAAUACGCCUUUGUGGAGUUGAUCCAGCAGAAACUUGCUGGAAAAUGAGCAGCAAAGCUGACAUUUGACAAGAAGAUAAACAAUCAAUCUUCAAACAGAUGUAAAAAUAAAAUCUCUAGUUGAUCUGACAAACGGAUCUAUCAAGUGAACUUUUGUGGCAAGGUGCAAGAAAACACGACCAGACCUUGGCAGCAGACCAUGAAACCGUGAUAACUUGCGCCUUCCCGUUGCUUGUUCGAUUCGUAAAAUACAAAUAUGAAAU
Molecule: messenger RNA, 1970 nt
Organism: Cladocopium goreaui
Lineage: Eukaryota; Dinophyceae; Suessiales; Symbiodiniaceae
Source: the annotation of a GenBank genome assembly